Molecule: messenger RNA, 2282 nt
Organism: Scheffersomyces amazonensis
Lineage: Eukaryota; Fungi; Ascomycota; Pichiomycetes; Serinales; Debaryomycetaceae
Gene: LMO1
Product: Lmo1p
Exons: 1
Coding region: 84-2090 (668 amino acids)
Source: RefSeq, a predicted model, not a curated record
CGCAAAUAUCAAUUUCAGCACCACUUAUAUUUAUUACUAUUACUAUUUACUAUUUAUUUCUAUUCAUUCAUUACCCAUCCACCAUGUCAGAAACAUCACGAAGCAUUAAUCAUAAAUUAAAUGAACUUUUAGCCAAAUCUCCCUCUACUCCUACGUCACCAAAUUCAGUUAAGAAAUUAGAUAGUUCAACGAGUCAAACUUAUGCUACAAUCUUAAGAUCAAAUAUUUUAGGUAAGGACAAACAAGAGAAAGUUAAUUCUAUUGUAGUUCUUGCUAAAUUAUUAGAUUGUAUAAUCAGUAAUAAUAUAACUUAUAAUGAUUUUAUAUCUUUAGAUCAUUCAUUAUUUUCAACUUUAUUUUCCAUAAUAAGUUCAAAUAUGUCUUCAGAAACUUAUAAGGCAAUUCUUAAAAUAUCUGUUAUUGUUAUGUCAGGAACAAUUUUUAAAUUAGAUCAAUUAUCUAAUUAUUUACCUUUAUUAGAUUCAUUAGUGGAUUAUUUAGAUGUAUUGGAUAUUUUAACUACAAAAUUGUAUCUUCAAGAUAAUAAAAUUACUUAUCAUUCAAUUAAAUUAAUUACUGAUAUUUUAAAUCAAUCUUUAAAAUUUAAUUAUCCUGGUUUAAUUACUUUAAUUGGUAGAUUAAAACAUGUAACAUUUUUCAGUUCAGUUGGAAAUCUGAUUGAAACUGAUGAUAAAUUAAUUAAUGAAUCAAUUAAUAAAUUAAAAUUAACUUAUUUUAAUGUUAAUAGUUAUUUAAAUUCUACUAAAUUUGAUCUUACUAUAAAAUCUCAUCAAAUUCUACUUAAUAAUUUAUUCAUUUAUUUAGAAGUUUCAUUAAAUGAAUAUGGUACUGCUGCUACAGUUGAAGAAUAUAUUAAAUCUGGUUUUACUGAUAAUCCUAGAAAUUUUGUUAUUGAAAAUUUUAACCUUUUAUUAGCUAUGAAUUUAAAAGUAUUUUUAAAGGAUCCAAAUUUUACAUUUAAAAAGAGAUUUCAUGAAGAAUUAAUGUUAAGUGAACAUUCAAGAACUUUCCCAUUAUAUCUUUUUAUUAAUAAAUGUACAAGAAUGUGGUUACUGAUUUUAUAUGAUAAAAGAGAUGAAUAUCCUAUGAUAUCUAAUUCAAUUCUUAGUUGGGAAUUAAUGAUUUAUUAUACAAUGAAUAAUUGUCUUGUAUUAUGGCAAGAAACUAAAGCGGAAUUAAGUGAAGCUGAUGUUGAUAAAAUUCUUCAAUUAUUAAAAUCAAAUGUUCAAUCUAUAGAACAAGAAUUAACUAAUCAUUAUAAAACUUUUGAAGAUUGUUUAGAUAUAACUGCUCAUAAAUCAUCACAAGAAAUGAGAAGUUAUCAGAGUAAUUCUAUUAUUGAAGCUCAUAGAGCUAAAUGGGCAUCACAAUUCGAAGCUUUUAAUGAUAAUUUAAAACAAGAAGUAAUAGAUUUUGUAUCAGAACAAAGAGCUAUUCAAUUAUUGAAAGGUCUAUGGGUAUAUAGCGAAUCUCAUGGAGAAUCAUUAUUAAGAGAUAAUGCCCUCUAUAAUAAUAAUCAUCAUGCUCAUAGGAAAACAAUUACCUCCUCCAAUUCAAGUGCCAAAUUUUAUUUUAUUAUACUUUCACCCAAUCGUCAAUCUAUUUAUUAUAAGGCUUUUGCCGAAAAAUUAUCACAUAAUCCAACUUAUGAAGAAAUGGAAUCACAAGCUAUUCGUAUCUCUGAUAUAAGUUCAUUUGAAUCAACUAAAGUUGGUGAACAUAUUGGAGAAAGUGAUCGUCGUAUUAAUGAUAAAUUAAUUUCCAUUAAGGGAACUAUCUCAUAUGAAAGAAUUACCAUUUAUGGAGCUCAUAAGAAAAGACUUCUUAGUUUCUAUACUGAUACAGAAGUCAAUAAAUAUGUUUGGUUAGAUGGACUUAAAUUACAAAAGGGAUUAUUUAAUGAAGUUUCUGAUGAUACAAGAUUACAAAUUCAAGGACUAUUGGAUAUUAGAAGAAAUACUCAAUUAUUAUCCUUAGAAGGUAUAUCGGCAAAGGAAGAAGAAAUAGAUACUGACUAUUAUAAUAAUGAUGAAUUGUUAGAUAUACAGCAAGACUUUUAUUAUACAUAAUUGGUAACUAUCACUCACCCAUUACCCAUCAAUUUCAUCAAUUAAUUGUACAUUAGUCAUUACCCAUUAACUCUACUGCCCCUUUAUACGCAGUUAAUUUCGAGUUAAAUUUUUUUAGCAACAAAAUGCCGACGCAAAAAAAAAUUUCUGAUUUCUGAUUUUUCGCGCAUUAUGCUCAUCUCUCUUAUGUAU